UGUCCCCGUGACGUAGCCAGGCUUGUUUUGGCCGUUUGUUUCGAUAUCCGGCUCUGAAAGCUUGUCGAUGUGUUGGUGGAUUUAAACGGAGAGGGUGAUGCCUCUCUGAUAUCAGGGCGCUGUGUGUGUGCAUGAGUGUUUGUGUGCAAGAGAGAGAGAGAAGGAGGGGAGGAGGAAGACUCAGGGAGUCUGGUUGGCUGUGUUACCAUGGCUGACGGAACUGGUGAUGAAGAUGUCAUUCAUCUGGCCAGUUUUAACACACAUCGCAGCCAAGGUAGCAGAUCAACAGGGAGGACCUACAUAACCAUAUCUGAUGAUUCUGAUGAUGAGCUGGUCACAUUUGUACCAAAUGCUCCUGUUGUGGUCAAAGAUGAUGAUGAAGAUGAAGACGAUGUUAGCAUUUUAGAGCCACAGGUACCAUCUCAGCGCAGGGUGAUCCGGCCCGCUGCUCAGUGGGGAGGCAGCACAUCCUGGGGCCAAGCUUCUGUACUCGGCCCACACCUGGUGGACUUGCACAUUCCCCACACUUCUGUAGCACCUGCACAGCCCACAUCAGGAAAUCAAGCCAUAGGUGUCUUUACCACGGACCAGAACGCUGUUCCUUCCACGUCAAGAGACAAUGUUAUGCUCGGACCUCGUUAUCCUGCUGGGGGCUCAGUGCCCCAACCUAGUGACCCCUUGCCUAGCACUCAUCCAGCCAACCGGGGGACGUCUCUUUUCACCCCACCUGUUGCUGAGCUUCCAGCUCAGCCUAGCACAGGAAACCAGGUAGCAGAAUGCAGUCUGAAUAGAACUGAAAGGUACCCUGGGGCUGUAGCCCUGGUCCCCCCUCAGGAACGACCCAUGGUCAGGCCUCAGCGUACACAGACAGGAAUGGAGCCUGAUGUGGCGGCACCCCAGCCGGAACAGCAGCCGCAGCAGUUUACUCCCCCCUUACUGGCACAGGAGCGGAUGGAGCAGCCUGGAUCUUCAGUGGCCAGCCAGCCUCCAGCACCUCAGCGACACGCUCUGGAGAAACUAGUGAAGAGAGUGAUGGACCUUUUUCCAGAUGUGCAGGAGGGAUAUGUAGCAGAGUUAAUAGAAAGAAAUGACCUGAAAGAUUUAAAUGUAAUAUGCAAUAUGCUGUUGGAGAACCCAGAUUAUCCAAGAAAAGCAAACUCUAGUUUAACUCAGAGAAGUGUGCUCCUCGAGACGAAUGACACUGAAACACAGGAAAAUGAGAACUAUUUUGAUUACUCUAAGUUGAAAAGCGUUGGCCCAGAAGUUGUAAUGCAAGCAGCAGACCUGCUGAUGGGCGACUUCAGAAUGCUGAGCUGCCAGGACAUCAAAUGGGCCCUGAAUUCCCUCAAAGGACACUAUGCAAUCACCCGCAAGGCCUUAUUUGAAGCUCUUAAGAAGUGGCAAGAGAUCUCCACUGACCCCUCAGGAAAGCGGAAGAAGAGAAAAGAACCAAACGAGCGCUCCUCUAUUGAGUUUAAGUUUGAGCAUGGUUCUUUUAAACUGGAGAGGAAGAUGUACUUUCUGGAGAAAAACCGGAGAUGGUGUAGGAGCUCUGAUACACCGCUGGAGCCAUCUUUAAUGAAAGAGCUUCAGUUUUACGAGCAGAAAGCAAAGGAAAUGGCAGAGCAUGAAGAUUUCCUUCUGGCUUUGCAAGUAAAUGAAGAGCAGUAUCAAAAGGACGGUCAGCUGAUCGAGUGCGGCUGCUGCUGUGGGGAGUUUGCCUUUGAGGAGAUGACGCAGUGCACUGACGGCCAUCUCUUCUGUAAGGAGUGCCUGGUGAAAUACGCUCAGGAGGCUGUGUUUGGUUCAGGAAGGUCGCAGCUGAGCUGCAUGGAUGGGAACUGUACCUGUUCCUUCCCCACCAGCGAGCUGGAGAAAGUCUUACCAGAGAACAUCUUGUUUAAAUACUACGAGCGGCAGGCAGAGGAGGCUGUGGCUGCCACCUGUGCAGAUGAGCUGGUCAGGUGUCCGUUCUGUAACUUCCCUGCUCUGCUGGACAAGGAGAUUUCUCUGUUCAGCUGCCCCAAUCCUCGCUGCAGAAAGGAGAGCUGCCGGAAGUGCCAUGUGGUGUGGAAGGAGCAUGCGGGAAAGACCUGCGAGCAGGUGCUGGAGAGGGACGAGAUCCGGCUGCGGGUGGCUUUUGAGGAGAGGAUGACGGCAGCCCGUGUCAGAAAGUGCCAUAAGUGUUCCACGGGCCUGGUGAAAUCGGAGGGCUGCAACCGAAUGUCCUGCCGUUGCGGCGCCUUCAUGUGCUACCUCUGCCGUGAGCCCAUCAAUGGUUACAACCACUUCUGCCAGCAUGCCCGCUCACCCGGCGCCCCCUGCCGCCACUGCAAGAAGUGUUCGCUGUGGACAGACCCUACGCAAGACGAUGAGCGAAUUAUUCAGGAGAUCCAGAAAGAGGGUGAAGCUGAACUGAACAAAAAGAGCAGUCAAGCAGACACCACAGGGAAGAGAGUAGGUCCUCCUCCUGAACCCACCCCUGCCAAGAGGCCUCGGGUGGCGCAGGUUCCAGCCAACAAUGCUGCUCCACAGGCUGUCCGGCCUCCGUUGCUCAUCCCUCAGGUGAUGCUGCCGGGCCCUCAGCGCCUCCUCCUGCAGCCCAUCGCUGCCCCCUACGUGCCCCCCCUGCACAACCUGCCCAACCUCCCCAUUAACUAUAACGUCCCCAACGUCAACUUCGACUUUAACAUGCCUAUGCACUACGGCCCACCACACCGAUUCUUCAGGCCCCUCUGAAGAGCCUGAGGGACGGAGAGCCACGGUUGGACUAGAGAGUGUAAGCACCCCCCUCCCCCCCAGACUCUAGAAUCUUCUAUUAUCACCCUCCACUUCUUUUUUCUAUCAUGUUGGAGCUCUUAUCUGAAGAGUAUAAAACUGCAGACUGCAGCGGAGUGCCUGUUCGGCUUGCUUCUUCCUAAUUUCUUUUUGAUUUUUUUUAUAUGAAGCACAGAAUGUUGAGUAAUUUUCUCCAGCAGUUUCCAGUUAAAUAAAACAGAUUGUGUGACCUUUA
Messenger RNA from Astyanax mexicanus (Mexican tetra), 3013 nucleotides. RefSeq names its product ring finger protein 216 (gene rnf216). Gene Ontology annotation, molecular function: ubiquitin binding. NCBI's taxonomy places the organism in Eukaryota, Metazoa, Chordata, Actinopteri, Characiformes, Acestrorhamphidae. Bases 208 to 2739 code for a protein of 843 amino acids. The transcript is spliced from 17 exons. The record is from RefSeq and is a predicted model, not a curated record.